AUGGUUGACACCCAGAGCCCAGACCAGGGCAAGAAGCGCAAGAGGCCCGAGGCGGAGGAGGAGACUUCGACUCGCACCAAGCGAGCACGCCACGAAACCACCACCGAGGGUCCGUCCAAGCGGGCCACAGUGGAGGAGAGCCUGCCAGAGGAAGCCCCUCGCGAUACGCAGGCGCAAUCUGAGCUGGCCACUCUGCAGGCUCGAAUCCUCGAAUUGGAGGCGCGGGAUCGUGCCCGAGCCAAAGAGCUCGCCUACUUCCAGGCAGCCCUCCGAGACUGCCGAGAAGAGGUUGUCUCUCUCCGGGCUCGAGCCCAGGCCCGACCCCCGGCCCCAUCUCCACUUGAGGACCAGGUGAAGUGGAACCGCCUGUGGUCAACGCUCACCUCGAUGCGACAAGUGAUGCGAGAGGAGGGCGCGGCGGUGAGGGCUCAGCAACGGCAGCUAGAAUCUCAACAACGACAGCUGGAGUCUCAGCAGCGCCUGCUCGACGAGAGAAUCUUGUUUGAUGGGGUUGCUAUCCGGGGGGAGCAGCGCGAGAUCAGACGCCUGCGGACUGAGGUUCGAGAGUCGACCGAGAGCGUGGUGGAGAGCUUGGCAUAUGUCUACCAUCAACUGCUGGCUCGGUUUGGGGAGGCGAUGGGGUGA
This is a messenger RNA of Penicillium cataractarum, 645 nucleotides long. RefSeq lists its product as uncharacterized. The transcript is spliced from 2 exons. Lineage: Eukaryota; Fungi; Ascomycota; Eurotiomycetes; Eurotiales; Aspergillaceae. Bases 1 to 645 code for a protein of 214 amino acids. The record is from RefSeq and is a predicted model, not a curated record.